Messenger RNA from Camarhynchus parvulus, 8876 nucleotides. It is a transcript of the gene GPRIN3, whose product is annotated as GPRIN family member 3. Gene Ontology annotation, biological process: neuron projection development. The record is from RefSeq and is a predicted model, not a curated record. Lineage: Eukaryota; Metazoa; Chordata; Aves; Passeriformes; Thraupidae. Gene Ontology annotation, cellular component: plasma membrane.
UCCGCGGGCGGCGGCGGAGCCUGGGCUGGCCGCGCUGCCCCUGCCUCUCGGCGGCGGCGGCACGGAUCGCCUCCGUCCUGCCCCCGCGGCGGGAAGGGCCGCCCAAGCGGAGCCCUCCUCCCUGCCUGCCUGCCGCGCUCCUCCCGCCGCCGCACACCCCGAGGAACGGCUUGUUUUCCUGCCCGGAUGAUGGAUUUCUCCGCAAGGUCAUCCCUGCCCGCGGCAGUGGCGUGCCCGCGGCUCCCCGGCGCCGCCGCGGAGAUUAGCUUCACAGGAAACCUGUUGUCAACAGCCUGCCCAGCGAGAAAACUCCAAGGAGAAGCUGAGGACAAACAACAUCUUGAAGACAGUCCAUGGGGACUGUACCAGACCCUCUGAGAUCUGCCAAGCUUUCCCUGGUCUCAACUUCUGCAGAGGAGGAGCACCUGGGAGACCUGCAGCCUGCCAAGCACCAGCCCCAAGCCCCCAGUGGCGAGAGGGCCAGCAAUGGUUUCCCUUGCGCGCCGUCCGGCUCAGCUGGGGUUUGCUUCUUCGACCUGACCUGCGCAGGUGCUGCCAGCACGCAGAGGUGUGAGCAGUGCCACACAGAUGAUGGCAGCCAGCAGGAAGCCUUUUCUCCCAGGCUGGCCAGCACAACUGCAGAGGGGCAUCCUGCAGACGUAAAGCCUGCUGGUUGUUCCCAGCCAGCGGGCAUCCCGGCAGUGCCAGCCCUUGCUGCUGCAGGAGCCCUCUCGGGGCAAGGGCCAGAGAUGAUGCCAGCCCCCCAGAGCUCCCGGCAGUUUGUGCAAGGCAGCCAGGCCAAAACGAGCUCCCUGACACAAAUAGACGACUCUGCCUUGAAACCUCAAGGAACUGAUGAUCAGCCAGCACUUGAAGUGUUAAAUUAUUCUUCCCCGGGUGAUCCUGUCGGGGUUAAUCAAUUCUGUCAUACUUCUCAGGCCAACCUUCUGCAAAGAGGGGAAGAAGACAGGGAGGCAGAGAAAAAUGCUUCUGCUGAGUGUCAGUCAGCCUUGGCAGCAGGACAAACCGAAGCUGACCUGGGAAGAGACUCUCAGACCAGUCUGGAGGCAAAAGGUGGGACUGCAGCCACGCCACAGUCGCAUCCCCCAGAUAAAACUGAAGCGGUGCAGAGCAGCGAGGCACCAGCCCAGUCUGGCCACGGGAGUCCCCAUCCUGUACAUAACCUGGGCCCCAUGCCUGGGAGUCCAAGCCCCACCCAGCUCUCCAAAUUCAGAGAAACAGGUACAAUGACAGCUCAGCCAGAGAGCAGCCCUUGUACUCAGGAAGCUGUGAGCAGGACGUGGCGGGAUGCUGAGGUUCAGGCCGUGGCUACUGUGGAGAGCAAAUCAGCUUCCACCAGUCCCAGCAUCUUUGCUGCCUUCUUAAAAGGGAAUCCUCCUCCAGAGGAGAAGGAAGAACUGCACAUAAUUUACCAAGGAGGUAUGGGGCUGAGCCAGGCUGCACUUACUGACAGUUUAUCCUCACAACAAAAGUCUCCAUGUUCUCCUGGUAUCACAUCAAAAUCGACUGUUGUGGCUGUGACUGCUUCAGCCCAAACCCAGCCUGGGGUCCCAUCUGAUGUGGCAUCUCCAGUAUCAGCAGAUAACACGAAACCUGUUCUCCCCUGCUCCCCUGCAGCUGGUACCUCUCAAGGAACAUCUGUGGGUAAUGCUGAAAUGAGCAGUGCAGCCUGUGAUGUCAAGGAUGAUGCUCAGUUGCCAAAGGAUGCUCCAGUCCCACCAAAGCCCAUCCCAGCUGAGCAGCUUGGAGUUGACUCCAGUAAUCAAACUCCAUCACAGUCUGGGAGUGGUGUUGGUGAGCCAAGCACCACUUGCACUGAUGCUGUCCCAGGAACCCAGAACAACGUGCAAGAUCUCAUCCCUCAUGCAGGAAGCAGCCGGUCACCUUUACUCUCUGGCAAGGACAGUGAAGCCAAGCAGAAGGAGGUCCUGGGCAGCUCUGAGCAAAAGCCUGUGCAAAGCAAGGGUGGGAGUCAAGGGCAGGCCAGUCCUAAUCAAUCUGUGGUAAAACCAAAGGAAAAAAACUUGGUGGUGCUUGAUCCUAAAGGAGGGCUGAGUGUUGGCAGCCAGCCUGCUGCUGUCCGUGCCAAGGUGUGCCCACAGGAUGAGAGGGAGAGCAGAGGCCAUGGAGACAGCGGCCAGUCUCAGGUGGCUGUUGGCCAGAACCUGCAGGCAGGACUGACACCCGAGCUGAGUGUGAGUCCUGCAAGUCUUGCCCCUCCCGUGGCAGCAUCAGCAGCUCCCCAGCAGCAGGGCCUCCAGGCCAGGCAGUCCGGACACGAUCUCCACACUGCAGUGAUUCCUGCUUCCUCUCAGGCUGUGCCAAACCUGGGGGAAAACAAAAAGCAUUCCACCCCAGCCAUGGAGGCCAAAGUACACGUGAAGCAGUCCAAACACGUCAGGGAUGUUGUUUGGGAUGAGCAAGGAAUGACGUGGGAGGUUUAUGGUGCUUCCCUCGAUCCAGAAUCCCUGGGAAUUGCCAUCCAGAACCACUUACAGAGACAAAUACGGGAACACGAGAAACUGAUCCGGGCCCAGAACAGUCAGACCCGGAAAUCCAUUUCCUCAGAUACAUCCUCAAAUAAAAAACUAAAAGGGAGGCAGCACAACGUGUUCCAGUCCAUGCUGCAGAAUUUUAGGCGUCCUAAUUGCUGCGUCCGACCUGCUCCUUCCUCUGUGUUAGACUGACAUGGUUUGCAGGGGUGCCUAAAUACCUGUGGUGGUGGAGAGAAUCCCUUCCCUCAAGUCCUGCUGUUUGGUUGUGUAAUUGGGGUUGUGAUGCAACAGUGGAAAAUUAUUUCCCUUUGUUUUCUGACUAGCCACAUGCUCCAUCCUGCCAUUAUUAUUGUCACAGCUGGUGUAUUUCCACAUUAUGCCCCAACCUUGACUGCUGUCAGAUGAAAAGUUAGGCACUUAGCAAAAGCACAAAUUUCAAUUGCCACCUUGCUGCAGGGAGAGCAGCACCUUCUGAUAAAGCAGGAAGCGGAGGGAUUGUCAGAAUUAUGGGAAUUUAUUUAUGUGCAUUAUGAGGUCUUACCUAAAGGGGUGGACUGAAGGAAGCUGAGGGAGGUGGAAUUAAGGUUCAACAGCUGUAAAGACCUAAUACAAGACAGCUUUCCUGGUUUGUAAGUUAUCUGUGCUGAGGCAGUCCAUGAACAGGCUAUGGACAUUGAUCACUGAGCAGCCUCACUUUGCUGAUACUGUGGGGCGCCGGUCUCAGUGAGCCCCAGAGAGCCCGGUCUUCCCCUCCUGUUGAAAUGCAGAACCAGGCAAAGCAUGAGGAUCAAGACUGAAGGAUUCUCUCUUUGGGAGAAGCUAAAUCUGUGGGAUGUUGAUGGCCAGAAGGGGAGGUGUGAGAGAGAUGCUGUUUGUCCCCUGCAGUGGCCACUCUUAAGGUGUGAGCCAUCGAGAGCGCAUCGGUAGAUGGACCUGCACCCAGCAGGGCGGUGCCCACCCUUUCUCUGCUACUCCUGCCAAGUCUUUAAAAAGCAGGGAGCUGUUCUGCCUCCUCAGGUGGCAUGGGCAGCCCCUGCUCCCAGCCUCCUGUGGCACUGAGCACCUCUGUUCUAAGUCACUCUUUAAAGUGAUGUGGAUUUUUCUUCUCUCUCCAGAGAUGCACAGUAAUGUUUUCCCAUAGCAGCAGGCUUUCCUGUGCAUUGGGGUCCAUGAGCCUCUGUGUCCAGUGUGUUACACUGAUGAUUUUUUUUCCCUUUAAGUCCUUAGCCAACUCUACUGUUUUUUUCAGUAUUUUGGUGCUUUUCUCGCUGCCUUUCAAAACCCAAAUACCAUUUAUUUAGCCUAUGUGUUAUUUUGUUUUACCUAACACUCUAUAUUAUGAACCAUUAUACUGUUAACUUGAAAAAUUUGCAGCAGUACUGAAAUCUUGAGACAAUCUUUGCUGUAUCUCUGAACUUAGUUAUAGAAACUGCUAAUAAAAGGUAGCUUAGUGACUGUUUCUCCAGAAGUAUGAUAUACAAUAAUGUCUCAAAUAUAUGUUGGUCUCAUUUCUUAAUAAUAUUUUUCCAACUUGGGAAAUGUGUUUCCCAGUAGCUUUGUAUUUUGUCCACUAGCAUUCAUUAUGGGAGGCUGGGGAACUCCUGCAGUUUGUAGAAAAUUUAGUUAUCAAUCCUGCAAAGCACUGAUUAUUUGGAUAUUGUAAUCCUGCAGAGUACUAGAGUUAAAUAGGAGAUACUUUUAGUCCAUUAAAGAUUUUUCAUGAAUCAUGAUGAUAAUUUAUUUCUGCCUCUAGUACCACACACCUGACUUGCUCUGUAGAUCUUGCUCUUACAAUUUACUCUAAAUCUUACAGGUUUACACCAUGUAAAUGAGUAUUAGUAUUUUUUUUUUUUUUUUUUUUUUUUUUUUUUUUUGUGAAGUGAACCUGAAGUGGUCCCCAGUUAUUUAGGAGGCCAGACUUCUUGAGUAUAUCAACUGCCAAACCUUCAUAGUAGCUGUUUGGGGGCAGUUUUUCCCCAGCAGAAAAGUAAAAUACUGUAAGAUACAACAUUUUAACCCAGUGCAAUGAAAAGUGUUGUCCCUAAGCAUAGUACUGGAUUGACUUCUAGUUUUCCUCAGAUAUAUACCAGGGGGCUUUAUGUCACAUCCUUGUUCAAUUUCUGUAUGUUAUUUCAAGUCCUCUCCUACUUGUGGUGCUGAGUUUUUAAUUCUGAAACACCACAUUAGAGAGCAUCUUCCCACCUCUACCUACCAGGAGGAAAGUCUCCAACCUUUUUUCUGUUAGUACUGCUGUUUCCACCCUCUUCCUAGCAGUGUCUGAGAUCCGAGUUUCAUGUGAAGUUCUGUGUGGGAUUAAUAUUGACAGUAUCAUUAGGUCAGGUUAGUCAACAAGUUCAGUGUCUCUUCCCGCAUUGUGUCUGUGUCAGCCCUGACAAGGUUCCCCGAGUUGCCUGCAUUCUUGCUGUGUCCUGUCCAGGUCCAAGGCUCUGUGCUGCUCCUUUUUCCUCCCUUCUGCCCCUUCCCUUGCUAGCUGCUGCCCAGCCUGUCUUCCUGUGAAGCCGUGUCCCUUGGCUCAGCUCGUCCCCCUCUGCAUUCCCCUUGCUGUAGCUGUGAGCCAGCUUAUUCUGAACUGUCCCUUUACAAAUAUGCUCAGUCUGAAUAUGCAAAUGGAUUGUCCUAUUUUUUUUUCUUCCAGAGGAGAAUAAACAGCUAUCACUCAUUCACUGAUUUCCAUGAAUUUUAUCCUUUAGCGCCAGCUCUGCAAAAUAUUUCUAGGAUAUGGGUAUGAGUUGCUUUAUUGAGAGCAAACUAGGCUUGGCAAUGAAUGAGCAGGAUGCUGGGGCAGCACUGGACUUACUGCUUCUUUGCAAGGAACGAGAGAUCUCCCCUGGUUCCUUGCAGCUUCUUUCAGCUGUGAGUCUCCAGUAGCUGGUCCACCUCCCUUCCCCACCCCAAAUGACCUUUCUUCUAGGAAAAUUUCGCCAGUGCAUUUGUACUGCAAAGCGCCGAAGUUCCUGAGUGGCUGCACCUGAACAACUUCAUGGGCAUAACUGAAACAAAAUGUAGUGCUCAGCCUGUCUUCUGGGCAAAUAUGAGUGCAAAGAUGCAAAUUGUCCAUGUCACUGUCUGGUGGCUGCAGAAGUCCUGCAGACGUGUGUUGGAAGCCAAGCAAUAAAGUGCCAAAAGCCAACACAUAAAAAUGAGUCGAUAAACACCAGCACAUCUCGUGGAAAAUAUUUUAGGUUUUGACUGUGCCUUGCUAGGGCAGACUGUAGGCAACCUGCUAUUUGACACUGGUGAUUAGUGCUUCCUCCUGAAUACAAUGUCCAGGCGACAAUGUGAAUCCUCACUGUCGAUACAUCUUUCACCAACAGCAGAACAACCACGUUGGGGGUAGCAAUUAGCAAAUAUUAUGCAUUUGAGAGUGCUUAUAGCAGCCAAGAAAGGCUGUUCGUGGUGUCGUGUCAGUCUCAAAAAUGAAAAUGCACUUGGAGUAGUAAUAUGGCUGAGAGUGGGCGGAGAUGAUCCGUGUGCCAUCCCCCCCAUUCUUUUUCUCUGCCCAGUGACUCAGAAUCAUGUUGCAUUAGUUGCAUGGGCAGCAACCAAGGAAAUCCACUUGGCCUAAUAAAGGGAGGAUUCAGAACAGAAAAUCCUUUGUCAUUCCCAAGAGCAAAUAUAUAUUUUAAAAAACCCCAAACCUGUGUUGCAACCUAGCCAGUUGAAAUAACUCUUAAAUUUUUAAUUUUUUUUUGUUCCAAGUUGUUUUUGAACCAUAUUAAUCAAAGCAGUGAAUAAGAAUGGAAGAUUUACUUCUAGUUUCACUCAGGGGGCUUUCCACCAUAUGCCCCCUAGAUCCAAAGAUGAGAAUAAGCAUGUUUCAGUGUUGCCAAUACAAUACCUGAGCUGAAGGAAUAUUUUAUUGCAGGCAAUUUACAAUAUAGUCCUGGAUUUCACAUGAGGCUAUGAUAUCCAUCUGUGUGCACUUGGUUUGGAUCUACUAGCUUUGUGUUGUUCGGGCAUGAGUGCUGAAAUUCUGCAUCAUUUCUGCUGACUUGGUUUGGACAAGAGUGGGGAAAGAGCUGAAGGGACAAGUAGGGCAAUAUCUGUCUUCUUCAUUUCAGGAGAAGAAAACAUUCUUUUGAAUACAGAAGAAGAAACUGCUGAGAAACAUGGGGAGGGAAGGACUAAAACAGAAGUAAAAUAAAGUUGGUGUAGGUGCUUCACAAUGAAUUCCCAUUCUUAUAUCUUUUUUACCCACUUGUUUUCUUACCUCAUGUAUUUUUCUAUUUGUUGGCAUCCCAUGUCUUUUAGGAAAAUGAAUAUUUCCAAAGGCUGUAUAUUUUGCUAGUAUUUACAGAUAUAUCCAAAUAGGAUUCAACAAAACCUCUAAGCAGUCCACCUGUUUGUUACUGCCAUUAAAACAUAAGAGCUUGUAAAAUGCACUGUUUGAAGAAGUAUAUUGAAGAGAUUCAAAAGUUGAAUAUAUGCUCUUAAAUAGCAUUAGCUUUUCUCUUAAGUUUCAUUACUGCGUUGAAGUGUUAAAGUUAGAGGUGGAAAUCCAAAUGACAAUCAGUGUUGAUGAGGAAUUCAAAUUGGCUGCUGCUGGUUUUCAGUUUGGAAACUUCAUGGAAUGUACCAUACCAGUGUUUCAUUAGUUAGCUCAGUAUAUGCAAGGUCUGUAUGAAAGUACAAAUUUUAUUAACUUAUUAACUCCAUUAUCUUGUUUUGUGUCUGUCCUUCCACACCUUUUAAAAAUUAAUGCAAAAUGCUGCCACAACAGAGUAACUUUUGCACACAGCUUGUGGGAAUGGCUGCUCUGAAUGACAGACAACUGAUUGUCAGACUCUGUGGGCUUAGAAAAUUAAGGGCUGUGGUCGUUUCCCUAACUCCAUGUUUCAGUACCCAAUCUCUGCUUGUUUAUUUUUUGGUGUCUCUGUGAUGCCUGUAUGAGUGGUCAGUAUUUUCAGGUGUCCCAAAGACAUGAAGGUAGAUCCUCACCCAAAUACUGCGCACUACGAAAUAUCUCUGGUGCCAUUAGAUGCUGUGGUGUGACCUGAAGGUCAGGUCCUGUAACUUGAACUGGCUUCAAUAUUCUUUUAGGGGCCUGAAUUAUCCCCCUUGAGUCACUGUAGGUGUUUAAAAGGAAGACUGAAGUAUUACCGCUGAAUUGAGCCAAACUGAUUUUCUUUUUUUUUUUUUUUUAUGCUGAGAUAUAUUGUUUUUUCUGCUUUGUGUUUUUCUGAGUAGCUCAUCCUUCCUAGAGUUUGUAGUGUGGAUUUUGCAUCAAAUCCCAGCAAAGAAGAUUUUGCAAAGUGAAACCUACUUUUCAUCAUUCAGGCUUCUUUAAAGAAAAGUGACGUUAUUACUGAGCCAAAUCACACAGAGAGGAAAUAUUUUUUCCUCUAGGAAAAAUUCUGAUGUAGGUAAGCUUAUGUGUGUGUCCCUGUUUAAAAGGCAAGUACAUGUGUGCAGGUCUCAUGCAUCACUCAUGCUCUAAUAUGAUUUUUUUCCCUUUGCCCUUCUGAUUGAAUGCUGGAGGCUUAGCAUUUUCCACAACCUUGAGGCAAGUUUAAAUCCUUCUCUUUCUUGGGUCUCUGAAAAGCAGACUGUGGGUGAUAGGAAGCAUCUGAUCUCCUUGGGAACAGAAUCACAUGAACUAAUCCCCAUUUGAAUAUGAGACCUUAAGUUUUUGUUAGCUUUCUGCUAAGACUGACACUCCUUGGAGUAGAAAUAAAUUACAAAUCUGCCUGCAACGUCUCCAGCAGUUAUCUGCUGCAGAAUAUGAGUCGCUCAGAUACUUCUCAGCAGCUCUGCUGUAAGAGGUGACCCUUCUGCUGGAGGAUCCUCAUGACACUUCCCUUAGCUCAGUUCACAGUCGAUAGUUUCAAGUCCAUCAGAAGCAAGUUUAGACACUGCCCUGAGGAAUUUCCAUAAAAUGGAAGAGAACGGUUUGUGUGUUUGUGGCACAUAAAAUCACUGAGUCUAAGUUGUGAAGUAAAGGUCUCAGUGACACUGGAGAGUACUGGGAGUUUCUGCCCAGAAUUAAAGGUAGGAAGUGUAUCUGAACUUUUAAUUUCAAAAACUAUGGCCAUGAGUCAGCCAGCAUCAGAAGAAAACCAACUUGGAGGCUUCUAACAACAACUAAUAUUAUUGUGGCUUUAUUAAUUUUAUAGUUACACUGAUUGAAUGUGAUGUACUGUACAAAAUAAAACUAGUCUUAGGCUACCAGGUGUACCAUGGCAUUCAUUUGAGACAUACCAACAAAAGUUUGCAUGUGAAAAGUCUUAAAGUGAUACUAAAGCAAUGUUACCCACCUGACUGAGUCCCUUAGGAAUUUAAUGUUUUGCUGUUUCACAUCUGGUUUCCAUGCUGAGUACAAUAAAAUGAGCACUGUCUUAA